Molecule: messenger RNA, 3885 nt
Organism: Ceratina calcarata
Lineage: Eukaryota; Metazoa; Arthropoda; Insecta; Hymenoptera; Apidae
Product: protein MMS22-like
Exons: 19
Coding region: 322-3711 (1129 amino acids)
Biological process (GO): replication fork processing; double-strand break repair via homologous recombination
Cellular component (GO): nuclear replication fork
Source: RefSeq, a predicted model, not a curated record
UCUUCAUGGUUUUUGUAGAUAUGUAACUUAGCAUUAAAAAUAUUAAAUUGUGAGAAAAUUAAAGUAUCAUUAUUCCUUUGGCUUGAUUAUCAUUACGGGUGACGUCAUUAGUAUGAAUCCCGCUAAAAGUUAGGAAAGUUCCCGCGUAUCUUUUCUGUUCACAUGACAUGUAGCUCGAAAAUGAGAAGUUCAUAAUUACACAGCAAAAUGUGUCUAAUAUUCGUGUCUUUCUGUAAUCAUACAUACAAGAACGAUGUUUUAUUCAGCUAGACCGAUUAGAAUUGAAUAGUUCCUAUACCCUUUGAAGGGAAUGCUAUACCGAUGGAUUUGCGUUUAACUUUUAAUUGUAAUGGAAAAGUGAAUUCGAACGAUUGGGAAAUAAACAGAAAUGGUUUAUUUUUACGCGGGGAAGUGGAGAACGUUUUGUAUCCACGAGACAGGUUUCUAGCAAAGGAGGAUGUACAGCUCUUUAAUUAUACCGUGCCUGCUGCCACAGCUCUGUUAGAUUUGAAACACUUCGUCGCAUGUAUGAACAUGCAACUAAAGAUACUCGGGAGGCAUGAGACUUAUAAUCAGGUUCUCACUUCAAAGACUGACGACGUCGAUUUUUAUAACACAAGAUGUACUGUAUCUGAAUUUAUUUUAUAUGUCAGAAUGUAUUUAAACAGUAUUAAAGGAGAUCUUCAAGAAUUGCAAGCUAUAAAUGAAAAUAUCCAAGAAGAGUUUAGCUCAUUGUUUGUUACAAUCAAACAUUUUCUUGAGAGACUACAUACAAUUCCUAUUGCUACGUUUCAUUAUGCAUCUUCUAAAUUAGGCAAUCAGUGCAAACAAAGGGAAUAUCAUAUGUAUCACAUGCAUAUAGAAUUAAGAUGGUUCUUUAUCUCAUUGAUGUACACGCACAACACGUAUUGCCAAUAUUCGUUUGAAAACCAAUUGAUCGAGUUUGAAAGUUUGCUAGCAGCCAUUAUUAACGAUUUAAUUUAUGUUUCAUUAAAAAUAUUUGAAACGAUGCCUUUGAUACAAGUACAACAGAGAACUCCAUACAAUUGUACCUGCGUUCGCGAGUUGUGGCUCAUGUUACAAAUAUUUAUCGAUAGUUUAUCUGAUAGAAUGAAGUCGAAGAGCUUCUGGGAGUACGUAAAUGAAUGCCUCAACGGACUGUUGAAUGGGAAUCUAUUCAAUAAUCAAAAGGACACUGUGGCAGUGUUUAAAAAUUCGGAAUUAUUCUGCUUGUGGAUGGUGUACAAUCUUUCACUUCUAUAUGGGUACGACAAUGAUGGAUUAUACUUAGGAUCUCAAUGUACAAGGAUCAAGCCUAAUUAUGAACAACUAGAAUGGAUUCUGAAGGUGUACAUCUCUAAAGGCGGAAAGGACGGCGAGCGAGAUGAAAUCGAUCAGGAAUUGCGAAUAAUGAUACCAUUAUUAAAUACUAUUGUUAUUAAUUGGUGGCAGCCACGAGUUUCGAUCAUUUCUCUCCUGUGGGACUGCUUUCAUAAGAGAUUAGAUGAACCAUUCUUAUUACAAACUUUUGGUCCCUGGACAUUAUCUGUUGAGAAGAAAACUGCUUUGGAUAUCCUUAAGCAAGUGAGAGAUAGAAUUAAUAACGCAGAGUGUGGCAAGGAAUCGAGUUAUGGAAUAUUUUUACGUUUGCUCGGAUCUUUUUUACGCGUAAAUUAUAACACUGAUAAGAAACAUUGGAAUCAAAUCAAAGGCCGCAUCUACUCAAAAUUUUCUAAGAGUAAAGUUCAAGAAUUCUCGAUAACUGGCUUGUACAAUUUCAUUUCAUUGUUUCUAACAUUGGCUGUUACUGCUGAUACCGCGAACGUUUGUUCAGUGAUGUUAGAUCUCUUACCACUAACGAAAGAAUAUAAUAAUGAGAAUAGUAAAAAGUAUACUUUAAUUUGGAAAGGGAAAUUGGCCGUUCUCCAGCUAUACGCCGAACUUAGAUUGAACUUGUCAAACAUAGCACCUUCGUACGUAGACACGGUAAAUACUAUAUGUUGCCGCAAAGACGAUACGUCUCAUUUAAUGAUGAGUAGUUUUAUCGAUGUAUUUAAUUCAAUUUUGUCAUCGAGCACCUUCGAAUUGGGUGAACAUUUGUUACUUAGUGGAUGGAUUGAUCGAUAUUUAGUAGAAUGUUCAAACAAGAUUAUUGGAACGUUGACGAAAGUAUUAGUGAAUAUUUUCGAAAGAUGCACUUGUCUUAGUGCAACGUCGAACGGUGCAGAGCAGAUGCUGGACGCAUUGUGGCAUUACGUCGCAUCCAGAGUCAGACAACUUGUUUUUCAUCCAGCUCUCACUACUGAUAAUUAUCGAGACAUUUCAAAACUGGCGGUUUCAUUCACUUUGGAAGCAUUGCGGAAUCCAGCAACAGCAAAGAAGUACAUGCAUUCGGCUAUGUCAUUAUUUCAGCAUUUCGCAUCGUCGGUAAUUGUUAAAGAUAUAAGAAUUACAAGGCAUUAUCUAUUAUUGAUACUUAAAGAGGAACAAGCGGUGAUUAAUUUAAGAAAAGGGCUAAAGAAUUUUGAUACAAUUAUUAUACAAGCUUGGAUAAAAUGUUCCAUCAUCGGUCGCGAUACGAAUGGGAAUGAAAUAAAAGUUUUAGAAGAUUACAUAUUAAAAUUGAAUGAAAUAAUAGAAAUUUUCGACACACCUGGUGAUGUUCAAGAGUUCAUGGAUAGCGACGAGUCCAUUUUAUUAUUCAUAAUGUACUGCAUGAAGAAACGAAAUACGAAAAAUAAACAAGAAAAAAUUCAAUAUGACACAAGGUGGAGGACAUACUUUAGUCACUUAGAGAAAUGGAUUCUUGCUCCAAUUACGGAAGAAACUAAAGACUCGGAAUUAGCUUUCUGGAUCUACAGAUGUAUCGGAACAUUACUUCUUUGUACGUCUGUUAUGAUGUAUUCGAAAAACCAACCGAAUAAUAUCUACAGAACGCUGUUGAAUAAAACGAUAUUAUCAGUGGAACAUUCUUAUUUAAAAAACUUAGCGAAGAAAACGUUUUCUAUGAUAAUCUUAGGGAUGGAACCGCUCAAUGUUAAAAGCGAUAUAUCGCUUCAAGUACUGAUGCGGGAUCUUUUCGAUCAGUACAUGCCGUUAUUAACAAUGCAGACUGUUAAUUUGAGUACUUACAAAGUGUCUGACUCGUUAUUAAAAUGUUUUAAAGACGCAGAAGCGGAUUUUGUACGAUUAAUCUUCGAGAUGUUGACAUCGAACUUUUUUACUUUAUCAACCGACAAUAUGAUGCACAAACAUUCUUAUUUAGUAAUGGUGAUUUUGCAAACCUUACUAAGAGGUGAUAGGAACUAUGCGUGUCACGUAAUAGAAUGCAUUAUUUCGAUUUGUACAUCAUCCGUUAUAGGAUGUUACAUAAAAGUCCAUGAUCAUCAUCCGCAUAGACAGCAGACUGUCGAUUUCAUAAAUAGUGUUAUUCAAAACUCGUAUUAUAAAGAAGAUGAGUCUUUACGGAAUAAGUUUUAUGGUGUCUUAUCUAAUUACCUCCCAAGAGCAUUAAUAAUAAAUCAGCUUGGCACUUUUGAACUUCUACGUUCAAUUUUGCCAGCAGCGAUCGAUGUAGUGCGAUCUUUAUCACCGCAAUUCGAGCGUAGCUUGAAUGAUUUGGAAAAGAAUCGCCGUCCUAACGCGGCAUCCUUCAGAUACUCCUGGAAUCAGCUUCAAACUGUCAUAAGAAAUGGUGCAAAGAAUAAGUGAUUCCAAGCGAUUCACGGCCGCGUGCAAACUAUCCACGUGUCGUUGAAGCACCGCAUUUUGAGCCUCGUAAUCCGAAGUAGCUUUCCUCAAUUGUCUCAACUCCGUCUCGCACGCUACGCGCAUAAAGAUUAUGUAAAUAAUUGAGUAUUAAUACAGUUUUUACACGAUACCAAU